Acanthamoeba castellanii str. Neff is the source of this 1680-nucleotide messenger RNA. RefSeq lists its product as uncharacterized. NCBI's taxonomy places the organism in Eukaryota, Discosea, Longamoebia, Acanthamoebidae. The coding region runs from base 1 to 1680 and encodes 559 amino acids. The transcript has a single exon. The record is from RefSeq and is a predicted model, not a curated record.
AUGAACGAGCACGAUGACGGCUGCAUGGAUGAGGCGCGCGAGACUGUGAGGAAGAGGUGGCUGUGGCGCAACCAGAAAGCCUUCUCCAGCCCGGUCAAGGGUUUCACAAGACUCUCCACCUUUCUCCACCCUGCGGCCCUCUCCUCGCCACCUUCACCAUCUACACCAUCAUCACCAUCAUCGCCACCGCCACCCAGGUCGCCGCCCCCAUCGGCAGCUGCUCUCCUGGGCGAGGUCGACGAGGAGGAGGAGGAGGCCAGGCUGCAGAGGGCAGUCCUGCGCGAGAGGGAGCGAGCGGCGAGAGAAGAGUGGGAGAAGAAGAUGAAGGGCGAUGAGGGCAACAGGAUGAAGCACCCGAUGGCGAUGCUGCUGCAAAAACGAGAGGCCAGCGCCGACGUCACAUCACCUUCUACUUCGACGGUAUCAUCGACAUCCUCUACGCAGCCAAGAGAAGACAAGAAGACGAAGAAAGGGAAGAAGGAGGAAGAGGCAAAGGAGUCGAGCCUGGGGGACAGCAGGAAGGAGAAGGAGAAGGAGAGGAGGACCAAGGCGGCGCCGACCAAGACGCUCAGCUACAACGUCAACCUGCAUGCCCAGGUGCGGCUACGCAAGGUGCAGUCGUUCGUCUACUCGUCCGACGAGAGGUCGCCCACCUCGACGGGCCUCGUCAGCAAGGAGAAGAGGAAGAGCGCCGCCAAGAAGGAGAAGCAGGAGAAGAAGGAGAGCAAGAAGAAGCAGAAGGAAACGAAGAAGAAGAAGCAGAAACAGAAGAGGGUAGGCAAGUCGAAAGACGACUCGUUCAUCUUGCGACCCACGACGGUGGCAGGAGGGCGUACCACCCGCUCGGCGAGCGAUGCCUCUGCCGUGACCCCUCGCGUCUUGUCGAUGAUCACCAAGCCCCUCGACGAGGACGACAUGGUGGUGGUGCGCGAGGGUAACAACCACCACAACGCCCUCGACUGCACGCAGACGGUGGUCCUCGACGCAGACCUGGCGGCUACAGCUGCUGCGACGGACUUCGAGGAACGAUCGCGCAUGCUGGCGCUCCACCGCGCACAACAGCGGGCCACCUGGGUGCCGCCGCUCGACAUGGCCAAGCUGGCGCCGCCGACCACGACCACAACCAGCAGCCAGGUCCGCUCCCCCUACUCUACGAUCUGGUCCUCUUCGCAGUCGUCUUCGUCUUCGUCGUCUUCGUCCUCUUGCGACAUCUCGCCCUGCACUUCGUAUUCUUCCACGAACUUGUCGAGCCUGAGCGUGCGCAGCGCGCCCACGACGCCCGGAUCGCCGACAUCGUCGGGCUCGUUGUCGGCGGGCUCGAAGAGGAGCGGCGUGAUGGAGUGGCUUCACCUGCGACGUAAGCGAGGCGAGAGUCGGGGCCGGAGCCUGCCCGUCCGCGCCAGUCGUAGCGAGAGCAACAGCAGCAGUAGCAGUGGACUCGACGCUAAUGACGAGGAGGCAGAAGAUGACCAGGAAGCGACCGCGACCGCGACUGCAACCACGACUACGGCGGCCGCGGCCACGACGGCGAUUGCGAUCAAGGCCAAGCUGGCGGGUGGGCUGUCGGGCCGAAGCCGACGGAGACGCGGCGUGAAGGAGGACGAAGAGAGGGUGCUCUUCCCGGGUUCGGCCAUGGCCUUCGUGCGCCGGGAGGCUCGCUACGCCGUGGGCCUUCCUUGA